This is a messenger RNA of Patella vulgata (common limpet), 2064 nucleotides long. RefSeq names its product solute carrier family 35 member F2. Bases 309 to 1376 code for a protein of 355 amino acids. Gene Ontology annotation, molecular function: transmembrane transporter activity. The transcript is spliced from 9 exons. NCBI's taxonomy places the organism in Eukaryota, Metazoa, Mollusca, Gastropoda, Patellidae. Gene Ontology annotation, biological process: transmembrane transport. Gene Ontology annotation, cellular component: membrane. The record is from RefSeq and is a predicted model, not a curated record.
AAGUAAUCAGUGUACACUGACAAUUAUACUCACCGCCCUCUGUCCUUGUAAUGACAGCAUGUUUUGUGAAGUAAACAUACGGUCCCAUGCAAAUGGAACCAAAUCCUAGUUGGGCGCUAUUUUCAUUUUCUUUAAUGCAGUUUGAUGCGGUGUGUGUACAGUGAACUCGAUGAACAGGGUCGACUUGAACCAGUUCUGGAUUGACCAUGGGUAAAAUGAAUGAAUCCAAAGCACAAAGCCUACAAUGAAUUAUGAAAUGCUAAGAGAGACCGUGUUUACAUGUGGAUGAUGCAGGAUAGUCUAUAAAAAUGGAUGAAGAAAGUCCACUAACACAAGUAGAUCUACCAGUUAAUGAAAACUAUGAAAAGGAAACAUUAGAUCCUUCUCAUAGAUCAUGUAAAAAUCGAUGGUUUGAAAAGAUAUUUUCAAGGGAAUUUGCUAAAACCUUUUUCACAGGUCAAUUUUUAUCAUUAAUGUUAUGUGGUACAGCAGUUACAAGUGGUUUACUUCAACAAUAUGGAGUUAAUGCACCAACAUCUCAAUGUUUCCUGAAUUAUGUGUUAUUAAGUAUAGUGUAUGGAGGGCGUUUAGGAUGUCGUUCAGGAGAAAGAACAUUAUCAUGUAUAAUUAAAACACAAGGUUGGAAAUAUGCCUUGUUAGCUGUAAUAGAUGUUGAAGCUAAUUAUUUGGUUGUAAAAGCCUACAGCUAUACAUCAGUUACAAGUGUUCAAGUUUUAGAUAGUUUUAGUAUUCCAACUGUUAUGUUGUUAUCGUAUAUAUUUUUACGUGUAAAAUAUCACAUCUCACAUAUAAUUGGUGCUAUAAUAUGUUUAACUGGAAUAGGAGGUUUAAUUUUGGCGGACGUGUUGGCAAAAAAUCAUCCUGACAGUUCUCAAGCUAGCAAUAUUCCAGUUGGUGAUGUAUUGUGUAUUUUUGGAGCCAUACUUUACAGUGUUUCUAAUGUAGGGGAAGAAUAUGUGGUCAAAAACUUUGCAAGAUCAGAAUUCUUAGGAAUGAUUGGAAUUUUUGGUAGUUUUGUAAGUGGAAUACAAGCUAUAAUUCUUGAAAGAAACAGAUUUGAAGGAGUAGAUUUUUUAUCUGUUAAAAUAUUGUUGCCAUGGAUACUGUAUUCAAUAUGUCUAUUUCUGUUGUAUUCUAUUAUGACAAUAGGUAUACGAUACACGAGUGCAGCAGCUAUAAAUUUGGCUAUUUUAUCAGCUGAUUUUUAUGCUCUAUUAGUAGGAGUUUUUGUCUUUAAUUACAAGUUUCAUAUUUUGUACUUUUUUGCUAUGGCAUUUAUAGUAUUUGGUAUCCUAGUAUAUUCCAUCAAAGAUACAGAGAACAGAGUACCAAAUACUCCACAACAACUAGGCUGAUAUUUUACUGGAUUUUCAUGUUUUAUUUCAUUAUUGUGAUUUUUAAUUUUAACAUCAAUUUUAAAUAUUUCUAUUUUAUUAAUAUGUAAAGGAAAGUUUAUCUUUUGUAGAUAUUGAUUUUUAAUUUUGACACUUCUAUGUAAAUUUUACCAGAUUUGGAUGUAAUGUAUAUUUAUCUAAAUCAAUCUUAUCCAUUUAUUUAACAAUAUGUAUGUAUAAUGGUUGAGAAUUAUUCCUUCGAUAUUUAUUUAUUUUUUUUUAUAAUGUACACAAAUUACAAUACAUAUGCUGUUGGGGUUUAAGGGCUAGUUUUAAGGUCUGUCAUAUGAAAUGCAAACAUACUUAAACUCAAACAAGUAGUACUAGAACCAGAAUUUACAUCAUAUAACUGCAGUCUGUAUAGCGGCUUCUUCGGUCCAUGAAUAUAAACAUACCACUAUCUCUUCAGAGAAAAAGGGAAUAUACGAUAUUAAGAUGAAAUUAUGUUCUAAAUCAAAGAUAGUUCUAGUAUCUACUAUAAACAAAUAGAAGAAUGUGAGCAAUUAAUUAAAAAUUAAAAUGUUUUUAUAUGUUGAUUGUUGUAUGGGAUGAUAAUUUAUCUCUUAUCAUAAUUUUUGAGAUAUUACUGAUGAGCUCAAUUGCAGCAGUCUAAGCAAAAUAUUUAAAAUAAAAUUACUAAAGAUUUCAA